Molecule: messenger RNA, 1401 nt
Organism: Aricia agestis (brown argus)
Lineage: Eukaryota; Metazoa; Arthropoda; Insecta; Lepidoptera; Lycaenidae
Gene: NGR-A30
Product: cardioacceleratory peptide receptor-like
Exons: 10
Coding region: 17-1240 (407 amino acids)
Biological process (GO): G protein-coupled receptor signaling pathway
Cellular component (GO): membrane
Molecular function (GO): vasopressin receptor activity
Source: RefSeq, a predicted model, not a curated record
AUCACAAUGUGAAGCGAUGGAGUGUAACUGCAGCUACGACAACACGAGCCACGCCAGCAAUGAAAGCAUCAAUAAAUUCUACUUUUACCAGAGCGCCCAGCUAGCGAUCCUGUGGGUGUUGCUAGUGACGAUAAUAGUGGGGAACGCGACCGUCGUGCUGGCGCUGUUCCUCAGCAGGUCGAGGAAGAGCAGGAUGAACUUCUUCAUCAUGCAACUAGCUAUAGCAGAUUUAUGGGUGGGACUAAUAAGCGUCCUACCGGACUUAAUACAGCGGAUCACGAUCUCGUGGUUCGGUGGGACGAUCAUGUGUAAAGUAGUUAAAUAUUUACAGGGUGUAGUUACAUAUUCUUCUACGUACGUUCUAGUAGCAUUAAGUGUAGAUAGGUGCGACGCGAUAUCACAUCCCAUGAACUUCAGCGGGAGCUGGCAUCGCGCCAGGGUACUUGUUGUGAGCGCUUGGAUCAUUAGUUUUUUAUUCUGCGUGCCCAUGUUGUUUCUGUUCGAUGAAGCCAAUAUACAAGGUACACUCCAAUGCUGGUCUAGCCUGAACCAGGUCCAGUGGCAGGUGUGGAUGACCAGCGUAUUCCUGUCACUAUUCGUGACCCCUGCAAUCAUCAUAUCCACGUGCUACGGCGUCAUCGUGGUGACCAUACGACAGAAGAGCAGAAGAGUCUUGAGCAAGAGGGCGGCUGCUGCUCACCAGUAUGGUGACGAUAUGGACAGCCGGCGGGAGAGCGCGCGGGGAAUCAUCCCAAAAGCCAAGAUCAAGACUGUCAAAAUGACGUUUGUCAUUGUUUUUGUAUUCGUGUUCUGCUGGUCACCCUACAUGAUCUUCGACCUGCUGCAAGUGUACGGCUACGUGCCCGACACGCAAGCCAACAUCGCCAUCGCGUCACUCAUACAGAGCCUGGCGCCGCUCAACUCCGCCGCCAACCCCGUUAUAUACUUCAUAUUCUCCAGCCGGAUAUUCCUCAGCUUGAGAAAUAUACCUCCAUAUAAGUGGCUGUGGUGUAUCGCCCCGGAGGAGGUUGGUGGGGAGUCACGUGCUCAUACCGAACUGUUCACGUCGUCCCACCGCAGGACUCGGCAUGAGCUCACCUUUAGGGUAAAAGACGACAGUCUGAAAUAUCCAAGGCGAGUUCAUCAGUUCAACAGCAGCUCGCGUAAAGUCCGACUUCACUUACCAGAUGGUACCAACAACAACUGUCAGCCGAGGAUCAGGGAGGAUACGUUCCUGUAGGGACAAAAAGACUGUAAAAUAAUUUAUGAAACAACUCCACGUGCCAGAUGGUACCAACUACAACUGUCCAAGCAAGAAAUUCCGUCUAACUGUUCAAGGUACAACUUCACGUGGCAGAUGGUACAAUUUCGCCUACAUGAUGAUACCAACAACAACUGUCA